Molecule: messenger RNA, 3498 nt
Organism: Miniopterus natalensis
Lineage: Eukaryota; Metazoa; Chordata; Mammalia; Chiroptera; Miniopteridae
Source: RefSeq, a predicted model, not a curated record
GUUCCAGACCUGAGCCCUUCAUUGGGGGCAUCUGCCCAUCUGAUUGGUCAGAUUGUGCUCUGUGAUCAGUGGCUAUUGCUUUUAACCAAAAAGAACCCUUUGACUUUGGAGUCAGUGAAACAACUCGUUGCAGAAGGCAAUAAAGAGGAACUGCAGAAAUGUUUUGGGGCUCGCAUGGAGUUUGGGACAGCCGGCCUCCGCGCCGCCAUGGGGCCCGGCAUUGCUCGGAUGAACGACCUCACCAUCAUCCAGACCACACAGGGAUUUUGCAGAUACCUGGAAAAGCAAUUCAGCGACCUUAAGCAAAGAGGUGUCGUGAUCAGCUUUGACGCUCGAGCUCACCCGGCAAGUGGAGGCAGCAGCAGAAGAUUCGCCCAGCUUGCUGCAACCACGUUUAUCACUCAGGGGAUUCCUGUGUACCUGUUUUCUGAUAUAACCCCAACCCCUUUUGUGCCCUACACGGUGUUGCAUCUGAAACUUUGUGCUGGACUCAUGAUAACUGCCUCCCACAAUCCCAAGCAGGAUAAUGGAUAUAAGGUCUACUGGGAUAACGGAGCUCAGAUCACCCCCCCUCAUGAUAAAGGGAUUUCUCAGGCGAUUGAGGAGAACCUGGAGCCGUGGCCUCAAGCCUGGGACGGCUCCGUGAUUAACGGCAGUCCGCUUCUUCACGACCCGAGCGCUGCCGUCACGAAGGACUACUACGAGGACCUUCGGAAAUACUGUUUUCACAGGAGUGUGAACAGGGAGACCAAGUUGCAGUUUGUGCACACCUCUGUCCACGGCGUGGGCCACAGCUUCGUGCAGUCGGCUUUCAGGGCUUUUGACUUUGUUCCUCCUGAGGCUGUUCCCGAACAGAAAGAUCCCGAUCCUGAGUUCCCGACAGUGAAAUACCCAAAUCCCGAAGAGGGUAAAGGUGUCUUGACUUUAUCUUUUGCCUUGGCUGACAAAAUCAAGGCCAAAAUCAUUUUAGCAAAUGACCCAGAUGCUGAUAGACUUGCUGUGGCAGAAAAGCAAGACAGUGGGGAAUGGAGAGUGUUUUCAGGCAAUGAGUUGGGGGCCCUCUUGGGCUGGUGGCUCUUUACUUGUUGGAAGGAGAAGAACCGAGAUCCCAGUGCCCUCAGAGACACGUACAUGUUGUCCAGCACCGUCUCUUCCAAAAUCUUGCGGGCCAUUGCCUUAAAGGAGGGUUUUCACUUUGAGGAAACAUUAACUGGCUUUAAGUGGAUGGGAAACCGAGCCAAACAGCUAAUAGACCAGGGGAAAAAUGUCCUAUUUGCAUUCGAAGAAGCUAUCGGAUAUAUGUGCUGCCCUUUUGUUCUGGACAAAGAUGGAGUCAGUGCCGCUGUCAUAAGUGCAGAGUUGGCUAGCUUUCUUGCAACCAAAAAUUUGUCUUUGUCUCAGCAGCUAAAGGCCAUCUAUGUUGAGUAUGGCUACCAUAUUACCAAAGCUUCAUAUUUUAUCUGCCAUGAUCAAGGCACCAUUAAAAAAUUAUUUGAAAAUCUUAGAAACUAUGAUGGGAAGAAUAAUUAUCCAAAAACUUGUGGCAGAUUUGAAGUUUCGGGGAUUAGGGACCUUACCACCGGCUAUGAUGAUGGCCAGCCUGAUAAAAAAGCGGUUCUCCCUACGAGUAAAAGUAGCCAAAUGAUCACCUUUACCUUUGCUAAUGGAUGUGUGGCCACCAUGCGGACCAGCGGGACAGAGCCCAAAAUCAAGUACUACGCAGAACUGUGCGCCCCACCUGGAAACAGUGAUCCUGAGCAGCUGAAGAAGGAACUAAAUGAACUAGUCACUGCUAUUGAAGAACAUUUUUUCCAGCCACAAAAGUAUAACCUGCAGGCAAAAGCAGAGUGAAAUAUUCCAGCCUUGGGCACAAUUACCUUUACCUAUGAUUAAGCUGAACUUGAUUUCUUAACCAUUGUUUGUAAGGGACAAGGGAUUUAAACUGUCACUACAAGUAUUUAUAUUUUCUUAAUAGACCCACAUUCCUCAUUGUCUUAUGUUUGAUCUCUAAUGUAAAUAAAAGAUAGGCAAACCUAACAAACUAACAUUCCUGUUAAAAGGAUAAGACUUGGCAUUAUCAGAAUUUAAAAAAAUGAAGAUUUAAAAAACAUAUUAAUGAAUGUACUUUAAUUACAAUAAAUAACAAAUAUGUUUUUUCUGUAAUUCUUUUUAUGAAUAAUUGAAAUGGCCAGAAAGCCUAUGUAAUUAGUAAAUUCUGGGCUGUCAUAUGUAAGAUGCCCGCAUUUUACAUGUACAGGCAGACUGCGUUUUAUUGCGCUUCGCUCUGUUGACCUUCACAGGUGUUGCGGUUUUUACAAACUGAAGGCAAGACCUUCCACCAGAAAAAAGAUUACAGCUCACUUUAUUCUGGGAGUCUGGAACCGACCUCUCAGUGUCUCUGAGGUGCUCCUGUAUGUAUAUGGAAUGGGCAAGAGUAGGUUUACAGUGGUGUUCAUAUGGAAAAUAAUGCAACAAUGAAUAAAUAAUAGUACAGGAAUAAACUCUGUUUCCCACACUCACAGCUGUAGACCUGCUUUUGCCAACCCCUGUAUUUAUAUUUCUAUCAGGUGCUUAUAGAGCAAAAUAAAUGAGCAGAUCAAAUGUCUUCAUGUUCAGGGAAAGUACAGUUUACAGAAACUGGUAAACAGGAGCAAAAGACACUUUAAAAAGAUAGUGGGUUUUUUUUGUGGUUUUUUUUUUAGUUCUAGGAUAAAACAGCUUACCCAUCAUCUCUUUACAUCUUGAAUCAACCAGUUGGUUAUUUGAAACUUGGAAAGUACUUUAUUGUACCAUCUUUUGCUCCAGCACAAUUUAAUUCUUGUUCCUGAGGCAGCAAGGAUGAUAAAUAACUAUUUACCUGACUUUGCUUUUUUUGCCUUGUUCGUACGUAAUCAAAAUCCAAAGCCAGACUUUUUAAUAAUAGGUUUUCUUUUCCAGGUUUAUUAUUUUAGUCUGUGCCUUCUGCCCUCCUCGUAACUGUUGGCCUCAGAACCUUCCAAAAUGACUCCCAGAGAGUGAGUACUCCUGAGCUAGGACCAAGCUGUUCUUUCUAUACUUUAUGUAUUUUAUGUGACUUUCUAUUUUUAAAGCCAGUGAUCACCGAUUAUUAUUCUUACUAUUAACCUAAAUGGUUAUAAACAGUUUCAGAUAUGAAAAAUUAUAAUAUUGUUGACAAUCAAUUUUCUAAAGUAAAGGAAAAAAAUGUUUUUAUAUCUUAGUGAUACAUAGCUUGUGCCCUACAGUAUUCAAAUAUUCUAUCAGCUGCUUCAUUGUAGAAGCUCUAUUUAUUUUCAUGUUAUAACAUUUUCAAGCCUCAAACUGUACUCUGGAAAAAAAGAAAUGGUAGAUCUGUGUCUUCUCUACGGUUUUUUGAGCAUGUAAAUUGUACCCCAUCACAAGUUUGUUUCUGAAAAUACAGAAGUGAUUGAGAUCCAGUUCUGUUGUAAUGGAGCUCACAGUCUAAUUGGAGGGCUAAUAAAUAACUGUUAUUCUUACAAA